Lytechinus variegatus (green sea urchin) is the source of this 3263-nucleotide messenger RNA. RefSeq names its product DENN domain-containing protein 1B-like. Lineage: Eukaryota; Metazoa; Echinodermata; Echinoidea; Temnopleuroida; Toxopneustidae. Gene Ontology annotation, cellular component: intracellular membrane-bounded organelle; cytosol. Bases 134 to 2827 code for a protein of 897 amino acids. Gene Ontology annotation, molecular function: guanyl-nucleotide exchange factor activity; phosphatidylinositol phosphate binding. The record is from RefSeq and is a predicted model, not a curated record. Gene Ontology annotation, biological process: endocytic recycling; endocytosis. The transcript is spliced from 22 exons.
GCUAGCCUAGUAGUGUAAUAUUUUGUCAACAUUGAUAUCAUGUGCAUUUCAUAUGGAGGAGUCGAUAAUGCCGAACCGGAAGUAACAACUUGCUUUCAUGUCUGAGUAAAUUUCUCGGUGUCAACUGGUAAAAAUGGGCAGUCGUCUGAAGACUAACCCAGAUCAUCUGUAUGAGGCUUUCUUUGAAGUAGCUGCUCCAAGUGAUGAUAACCCUGCACCCCAUAUUGUAUCUACAUUUCCACCCACCUUUCAUGAUGAGGUGGCAGCCAAGGAAUUACCAAGGUUCUGUUUUCCUUGUGAUCUUAGCAGGUACAAUCCUGCGGGUCAACUCUUCACAUUUGUCCUGACUGGAAUAGAUAAUUUACAACGGUUUGGUUUUUGUAGACAUCCUCCAGGAGCAAAGACAGCAAUAUGUAUCCUCAGUUACUUGCCAUGGUUUGACAUCUUCUAUAAAAUACUCAACAAGCUUGCUAGUCUGAAGAAUAGCUGUGAACCUGCUGCUACCGCCCUCUUGGACCAACUUCAUAAAGUCAGCGUACCCGGCCCCGGUAAACAACUCAGAAUCACCGUUAGCGAAGGUGGUAACACAUCGGAAAUGCUUCACACUUGCCCAGAUGACACCCGAAUCUUGCCUAGUAUUCCUGAAAAUAUAAAUAUGACAGAGUAUUUCAGUGCAGUAACUCCAGAAAAUAUGAUCAUCCUAUUUGUUAGUUUAUUACAUGAAAGGAGAGUUCUAAUUACAUCAGAGAAAUUACACAGGUUAACAGCGUGUGUGUAUGGUGCAGUCUCGAUGUUACACCCCCUCCAUUGGCAGCAUAUAUACAUUCCUGUGACUCCAUCACAUCUAAUAGACUACUGCUCAGCUCCAAUGCCAUUCAUCAUAGGUGUACAUUCUUCAUUCAUGGAGAAAGUGAAGAAGAUGGCGUUAGAUGAAGUGGUGAUACUCGAUGCUGAUAAUAAUUCAAUAGAAACACCUUUCAAUGAUUUACAAGUACUUCCAUCUGAAGCAGUGACGCAGCUGAAACACAACCUGAAGAAUUCAAGUCAAGUGAGCGGCGAUGGUGUGGCGAGGUCAUUUCUCAAGACGUUAGUCUACCUUCUUGGUAGCUAUAGAGAAGCACUUACUCUAGAGAAUGGAGAAAUUGUAUUUGACAGAGAUGCAUUUGUAAGCAAUGGUUCCAGACAUGAAUUAGCAUUCAGGAAUACAGUACUUCAGCUCCAACACUUUGCACAGUUUGUUGAGUUUCGAGUAGGUGCCCUGAAUAGGAAUGAAGCUAUAGAUGAUCUCUUUGAGGAAGAACUUGACAGCAGAAUAGCAUCAGGUUCUAAGAUCCAAGAGAAUAUCAGAAGACGUCUACUACAAGCUAAAGCUAAGAGCACUGUGCUAUAUGGAAAGAUUAAAGACAAGUCAAGAGAUGCCAAAGAUAGGGUUGUACAGGCUCAGGGAAAUUUCAAAGUUCCUGUCACAGUCAACCCACAAGCAGUCAAGGAUGCUUUCUUACAGACAAAAAGUAUAGCAGGAAAGAGGAUAAACACAAUGAAAGAUAAGCUCAAAUUCAAGGAGACUGAGGAUAUCUUAACAGUACGAAGGGAUCAUCCUGAAAUAUCUCGUCCUAUCACUGCUACCAGGAGUACACCGUCAUCACCAUCUUCCAGUCCUGUACUAUCAAGAAGAAAACCUACAUCAGCAUCCGCUCAGAGUUCUCAUCGACCAAGGACUUUUAUGCUUCCUUCACAGCCUAAGGACAGAAUCAGCGAGAAGGUGCGUGGUACGAGACACUACGAAGUCCUGGAAGUGGAUGGUAGUGAAGAGAUGACCCUUGAACAGUUUUUAAGAGACGAUGCCUCCCUGCCUGCCCGAUAUAGCAGCAUGGAUCUUAUGCCCUCGGUGCAACCUAUCCUCAACAAAUUCAAUGCAUCGCCAACGCAGAAGCAAUCGACAGAAGAUGACAAAGUUGGAGAGGCUUCUGGUGAGCAAUCAACAACUCCCCAACCACCGGCUCGUAGAAAGCGGGACAAGAAGAAACAGGAAGAUGAAAUCAGUUUACGGAGCAACCGUAGUAGUUCCAGUAGUCUUGUUAGGAUGGACUUACCUUCUAGUGAUAAGGAGCAAGGAGCUGGUCUCCAACCCCUUCCACCAAAGGGAAGACCACGUAACGCACCACCACCACCACCGCCAACCUACCUAUCAUCCGCCCGCCAUCAGUCUUCAUCAAAUAACUCUAACCAGUGUUCUUUAAUUGAUAUAACUCAUGAGAGUCCCGAUAGUCCAAUCAAGUGUGAGUUUGAGGACAACUUUGAACCCCUUGUUACAUUACAGGGAUCAGCGCAUUCGGUAGACAGUCCAGAUACUGGGAAGCGAAAAACGAGAGGUACAGAGCUGUUAGAGGAAUAUGGACUAUUCUUUGAUACCCUUGAUGUAUCACAGCCAUCUUCCUUACCAGUUGCUCCAGUAGGACAGGAAUCAGGGACACCUAUGCAGAGUCAGCAAGGACUCAUGCCUCAUCCAGGACUUGUCAGGAACAGUAGCGGCCUAGCAGAUCUUCUGUCGGUGCCUCAAAUAAAUGUUGCUAACUCUUCCUUGGAGUUGUCGGCACCUGUGCACUCUGUUCCAUCGUCAAAUCCCUUUGCCUCUUCCCAACCGGCAGUGCCUCACCAACCUAGCACAAACCCUUUCAAGAAACCUCUAGAACCCACCAAGUCCGUGACAUUAAGUGCUGAACCUGAUGACCCUUUUGCUGCUUUGGUUUCCAUACAGAAGACCAACAUUAGUCCUGUCAGUAAAGAUUCUCCAGGAAUACCAGCUAGAGGCCCCAGCCCAUCAUGAGAAAACGAGUGAGACCUUUUUGAGCCAGUAUUUUUUCAACCAGUUAUUCAUCGUACAUCACCUCAUGGUACUUAAUCCACAUCACAGGUUUGGCUAAUUAAAAAAGAAAAAUCAAGCUUUUCAUUGGAAUGUUUUAUAACAGAUUAUGUCAUAAAUAUUCAUUUUUGCCUUGGAAGACUGGUUUGAUUGGAUGUUUACAAACAAAAUAUAUGAUUUAAAUUAUUUGAGAAGUGUUGUGGUCCUGAGGCUGGCCUCAAAGCCAUUAUGAUUCGGUGACCAAUUUUAAUGCAAAUUUUGAAAAUAGUUACAAAGGUGAUAUAGUCAGUAAAAAAAUCUCAGAAAAAGUUAGGAAUACCAGAUGUAGGUUUUUUUAAUUUUAUUUAGGGGCUACUUUUCACAUCAUACUGCAUAAAUCUGCAGUAAAUUGGAAAGCUGC